AUGAUGGAUGUAAAAGAUCGAAGUACUUUUAUCGAGCAACAGUCAUACAUUUUUAUCAAUAAAAUCCGGCAUGUUUUGCUUACUCCGGCGCCUCUGAGAUUCCGUGAUAGUGAUGCUGCUGAAAUAUCCUAUAUGCAGGACGAGAUUACGAAAGGCCGUUUUAGGUCAGAUGGCGAGCUGGAGAAUGAAGAAUCACUGGCAAUGAAUGUAUUGAAAAUGUUGCACGUUGGCGAACCUCUUGCGCAGAUUGUCGGGAAAAUCGAGAAGAUGAGGAUCGCAUUUCCGGAUCAUGUCCUUGAAGUAAUUCGUAGUGGCAAAUAUGUUUUCAUUGCUAAAAGAGCAAUAAAUAACUGA
Gongylonema pulchrum is the source of this 354-nucleotide messenger RNA. NCBI's taxonomy places the organism in Eukaryota, Metazoa, Nematoda, Chromadorea, Rhabditida, Gongylonematidae. The record is from the annotation of a GenBank genome assembly.